AUGCCGACACCGUUCCUAACGGACGAACACUGCAUCUCACUAUUUUGGGAGAAAGUUUCGCUCGACGCAAGGAGUAUCGAAAAUUAUGAUUCCUUCCAUGGGGGCUUCUACCAUGGUGAAGACAAAUCUACUUACUUCAAUUGCCGACAGGGAAUGCUUCUCUGCGAGGAGCAUUUUGACGAGGCGAACUUCAAACUCAUUUGCGAACAGACUGCCAGGAAAAUUCGCAUCCAUCCAGACUUCCACAAGCUUCCUCAAACAGCAACCAAUAAUUCAAAUAUUUGCUGCAUACUUAUGACUUCCGGCCCACACGAAUUCUGGGAAAGUGUCUUAGAGAGAGAAGGCCUCAGGGGGAAUAUUCAUGUUAUUGGUGGAACAAGAUUGAGCGAUGGCUUUGUCGUGACACAAUCCGAAAUGGCCAAGCUAGCAGCUGGGCUGAAGAACACGCACAACAUUCAGACAUGGGCUUUCGGCGAUGAAAGCGAUGUUCACAUGCUUUCGUAUGCAUAUUCAGCUGUUGUUGUCGUCACAGCGUUCAAAACAGAAUCAGAAGCCAAAAAAGCAGUGACGAAACACUGGGACAAUAUCGCCCUAUGA
Molecule: messenger RNA, 597 nt
Organism: Penicillium angulare
Lineage: Eukaryota; Fungi; Ascomycota; Eurotiomycetes; Eurotiales; Aspergillaceae
Product: HAD family hydrolase
Exons: 1
Coding region: 1-597 (198 amino acids)
Source: RefSeq, a predicted model, not a curated record